Molecule: messenger RNA, 3460 nt
Organism: Osmerus eperlanus (European smelt)
Lineage: Eukaryota; Metazoa; Chordata; Actinopteri; Osmeriformes; Osmeridae
Gene: snx9b
Product: sorting nexin 9b
Exons: 20
Coding region: 325-2205 (626 amino acids)
Biological process (GO): mitotic cell cycle; intracellular protein transport; cleavage furrow formation
Cellular component (GO): cytoplasmic vesicle; plasma membrane
Molecular function (GO): protein binding; phosphatidylinositol binding
Source: RefSeq, a predicted model, not a curated record
GCUAUCUUUCCGGUUUCGUACUCCCCGGUACUGUACUGGACUCACAAAGUCAUAACGACAGCGAAUUCCCCGGUAGAAACGUCGAAAUAAGAUUGAACUAGUAUAGUUUAUAGCGCAGUAUUUCUCGCGCAUAACUAUUUGAACUUGAGGUUAAAGGGCAACCUGUAUUUAGUGAUGUAUUAAAAUUUGUAGGCUAUUGCGGAGCUGCCCCCAAAAGGAUUGCCUUGUUUUCGCCUAGUUGAGCAGCGGGGUAAUGUCAAGCUGAGGAUUUGAAAACCCUGAACCCCCUGGGCCGUUUUGUAAUGUUCGGUAAAGGCUACCAUAAUGGCAAACAAGGCGCAGGUUCUGUAUGACUUCACGGCUGAGGCCGGGAACAAUGAGCUCACGGUGAGAGAAGGAGAGACUGUCACCAUCACCAACCAGAGUAUCGGAGGAGGCUGGAUAGAAGCUCAGAACUCCAGAGGAGAGGUGGGACUGGUGCCAGAAGACUAUAUCGAGCUUGGUAAGCUUUCUUCAGGAGGAGGAAACGUAGGAAAUGUUGGAAACGUAGCCGCUCCUGACUUGUCGUUCUUCGAUGCGUUUGCCCCUGCAGCAGCCAACCCGACACCACAGGUGGAUGUUGGGGGUUUGAGCCCCCAGCCGGACACCCCUGACACCCCGGGCCCCCCCUCCUCCCUCUCCUCCCCUGACCAGGCCAGCAAUGGAAAUGACCCCUGGUCCGUGUGGAACUCAGACACUACUGGGGGCUCCUCCAACAACUGGGCGGCCAAGCCCGAGGGCACAGAGACGGGCAAGAAUGUUGCAGCGAAUCCCUGGAGCUCCGCUGCACAGGGCCACCCCCAGGCCUACCAAGGCCCAGCCAUCUAUCCAUACCCAUACCUUAUUGACUGUGCAGGCGCUGACGACGAUGAGUGGGAUGACGAGUGGGAUGAUGUCAAGUCGUCGGGAGGCUACGCCGAGUCUGAGGGGGGGGAGGGCGGGGCCCUUCAGAGAGGCGGGGCUGGAAGCUCUUCCAUGAAAAUCUCCCUCAACAACAGGUUCCCCGGUUUCUCCAAGUCCGGCCCUGAGCUGUUCCUCCUCUGCAAGCAGCUGGUCAAGGGCAAAGACAAGCUUCCCAUCUAUAUGGGGGAGGUGGGUCCAGUGUGGGCGUACCCUGAGUCUCAGCUGGACUGUGUGGUGGCCGACCCCAAGAAGGGAACCAAGCUGUACGGACUGAAGAGCUACAUCGAGUACCAGGUCACACCCAAUACCACAAACAGACCCGUCAAUCACAGAUACAAGCACUUUGAUUGGCUGUACGAGAGGCUCCUGGACAAGUUUGGUUCGGCGAUCCCCAUUCCCUCACUACCGGACAAGCAGGUGACAGGUCGCUUUGAUGAGGAGUUCAUUAAGAUGCGCAUGGAGAGGUUGCAGGGCUGGAUGAUCAGGAUGUGUCGACACCCCGUGGUCUCCAACAGCGACGUCUUCCAGCUCUUCCUCAACUACAAGGACGAGAAGGACUGGAAAACGGGGAAGAGAAAAGCAGAGAAGGACGAGGUGGUGGGAGUGAUGAUCUUCUCCACGAUAGAACCCGAAGCCCCCGACCUGGACCCCAUCGAAGUGGAGCAGAAGUGCGAGCAAUUCAGCAGGUUCACCAGAGCCAUGGACGACGGUGUGAAGGAGAUCCUCACCGUGGGCCAGGAGCACUGGAAGAGAUGCACAGGACCUUUGCCAAAGGAGUACCAGCGCAUUGGCAAGGCCUUCCAAAAUCUCUCCUCGGUCUUUACGAGCAGUGGAUACCAAGGAGAGGCUACCCUGACCGACGCCAUGACGGCAGCAGGAAAGACCUACGAGGAGAUCGCUCAGAUGGUGGCAGAGCAGCCCAGGAAAGACCUGCACUUCCUCAUGGAGACGAACAACGAGUACAAGGGCCUCCUGGGAUGUUUCCCCGACACCAUAGGAGUACACAAGGCUGCCAUAGAGAAGGUGAAGGAGGGAGACAGGCUGGUGGCCACGAGCAAAAUCACCCCUCCGGAGAAAGUGACCAUGUCUAAACGUGUCAGCACCAUGUCCUAUGCACUACAAGCCGAGAUGAACCACUUCCAUAGCAACCGUAUCUACGACUACAACAGGGUGAUGCAGCAGUACUUGGAGGAGCAAGUGAAGUUCUACGAGACGAUUGCUGAGAAACUGAGGCAAGCUCACAGUCAGUUUACCACCAUGUAAGCCUCCCCUGGGACACACAUGCUGCAGCUCCAGCCAUCCAACACUUCUCUCUAUCUCUCUAUCUCUCCCUACCCCCCCCCCCCCCCCACACCCCCCACCCCACCCCCUUUCGCUUUUCCAGUAGAUGUACCAUGUCUCCCAUUAAUUAACUGCCAUUGCAAGCUCUUAUAAACAGUGUGUAACUGUUUAUGUUGUCUAAAGUAAACAGUGUCCAAACAGUUGAAGGGGAGACUAGUGUUAGUCAGCAGGGCCUGGGGCUCUGAGACGGUCCCACCGCAGACCUCAUUCUGGAGCGCGAGCCACUUCCUAUGUGAGUCAGUGUGCCAAAGCUCAACCAGGACGUCCGCCUGGGUGCUGCCUAUCGUACUGCCCUCAGACUGCUUCAUGACAUGGACCUCGUGCCCGUGUCUCCACAAGAAAUGAAUAGGUUAAAGAAUGGAAACGAAAAGCAUUCGGUCAUUUACAAGCCUUAAGAGAGAGAGGCUGUGUGUGUCCAAGCCCCUUUGCCUGUUAGUGUGUCUGAGCACUGCUGGCAGUGACCUCCCUCCGUUUCCUCUUUACUUCCUGAAUCGCUUACAGGAAGCUCCACCCACUUCCUGUCAAUGUGCCUUGUCCGUUUUCUGAGCAAAAUGGAACUGCACGCUUUGCUUGUUUUCCCCCCAUCCUGUACUCGAUGACGCAUCACUUUGCUAUUGAAGACAGAAAAGCCAAAGGCAGACUUCUGCUUGUGACUAGUAGGAAACAAUGAGGUAUUUGAGCUAGCACGCUUUCCAAUAUUGAAGCCAAAAUGUCAGCGAAACCAACGCCUACCACACAACCAGUGCCAAACACAAUGGCUCCAUCCCAAUACUUGAACGCAACCCUGUCCUUUCCUCUCCUUCCCUCCCGCGCCACACAGAGAGCACUGGUACUUUCAGCGGCGUUUUACAUGUCAGCACUUAGGAAGAAGAGGAAGACAGGAAGAGAGUGCCGUUCAGAUCGUUGGGUUUGGGUCCAUGUUUUCAACCAGGUUUUUCUGCCAGCUUUGCUUUGCUUCCUCCUGUCCUAUCACCGUGCAAUCUUCAAUCAUUCUCUAAUCUCUCCCUUUUCAUGUCACAUUGUAAACACAAAAUAUACAUUAUAUAUAUAUUCUUUUGGAUGCAUGUGCUUUUGGUUGUUGAGAUAAUAUUUUAUGUAUAGAAAUAUUUGCAAUAUAUUUGUCACCCUGAAAAAGGAAAGAAAUUCUUUUUGAUUGAAUAAACUCUGAUUUAUACUC